Molecule: messenger RNA, 669 nt
Organism: Parnassius apollo (apollo)
Lineage: Eukaryota; Metazoa; Arthropoda; Insecta; Lepidoptera; Papilionidae
Source: the annotation of a GenBank genome assembly
AUGGCGUUUGCUGUGACAAAUAUCAGUUUGUCCCAGCCGGAUAUCACGCAGAAACUAACGGAGCGCAUAGACGACCUGAAGCAAAAGAUUGCCGCUUGGGGGAAGCGGAUUCGCCGAUUUACCGAGAGGUCAAGGCGGUUCAACCAGAAUCGUCUCUUCCAGAGUGAUCAGAAGAGGCUCUACAAAUCAUUGGAGCGACCAGAGGUAUGUGGAGCGGGCCCAGGACCGGAUCAGGCUAACACUGUCGCAUUUUGGCGUGGCCUGUGGUCAGAGCCCGUAAACCACAGCGAGGGCCCUUGGACGGAAGUUGUGGCGAGUCAGUGUGCGAGUAUUACGCCCAUGGACCCCGUCAUCAUAACGCCGGAUGACGUAGCUGAGGCGGUCCGUAGAGCCCCGAACUGGAAAAGUCCGGGACUCGACGGACUGCAUCACUACUGGCUGAAGGGGUUCAUGGUGUGUCACGCUGUGCUCGCCCGUCAGUUUCAAGAGGCUCUCAACCAGAAGUCGCUCCCUAGCCUCUUCACUACUGGGAUCACUCAUUUUGUUCCUAAAGACCAGAAAUUGCUUAAAAAUCAGAUCAGUAAAGCGAUUGCUAUACUUUCGAAAUGUCAUAGUUCAACAUUAACGUUCUUAUUUCCUUGCUAUAAAGAGGGACAAGUUGAGGAAUGA